Zootoca vivipara (common lizard) is the source of this 7230-nucleotide messenger RNA. RefSeq names its product NCK associated protein 5 (gene NCKAP5). Lineage: Eukaryota; Metazoa; Chordata; Lepidosauria; Squamata; Lacertidae. Gene Ontology annotation, biological process: microtubule depolymerization; microtubule bundle formation. The record is from RefSeq and is a predicted model, not a curated record. Gene Ontology annotation, cellular component: microtubule plus-end.
CUUAAGCAUGUUCGAUGAACCUAUUAAAAUUUUUGGAAAGUUUUUCUUACACUCUAAGACUUAGCAGACUCUAUUAAACUUCAAACCAAUCCUAGCAUCUGUGCUGGUUUUGUAUGUGCAUCUAUAUAACAUUUAUAUAUAAAAAGUCAUCCUAGAAGUAUGCAGCUUUUAAAAAGUAUGGUAAAUGCAGCAUUUAAUAUAUGUGGUUGGUUUUUUUUUGCUAGACCUCAUGUCCUUUUUAUUCCUUUCAUUUUUCAGACUGGCAAAGGAUAUGAUUCUUAUGGAAACUUGGCUUCAUGAUCCUAAGGAAAGCAUAGUUUAGAUAAUCACAAGUAUUUACAUAUGUAUAAGUGAAAUACCGACUAAGCUCUCAGAUUGUGCUUCAGGGUAGACAGUGGUGCCUCCCCACCCUCUCAGUUCCUCUUUUCUUUUUUUGACAGCCAGUUAAUAAAGACUCAACAAUAAGCAGCUGCUUGUGAUGUCAUUUGGGACUUUGUCCACAGAGCUUGUAUUUACAAGCACAGAGCAGCAGAAAAGCUAACUGGCAGCAAACUUCAUGCCUGCAGUUACAGUAGGACUUUCAGCGGUGCUCUUGAUGAACUUGAGCGCUAACUCAGUACUGCUCCUCACCAAAGAUUUUUAAGGCUUGGUAAAUAAACACAGCAUCCACUCAAGAAAUUUCUAGCCUGCUGAAAACUUUCGUAUGGUUUGGAUUUCUCUAGUACGGGAGCAUGUUUUAACUGAACAACAACAAUGAAAGCAGCAACAACCUGGCAUUUCUAAGAGAAUAAACAAUAAAGGAUAUUCAGCCAUGGACAAAAAGCAGCAUCUAGUGAAAAAGGAAUUUAGCAAAAGAUUUUCUUUGGACAGUACUCUCAUGGAAUAUAUGGACUCAAAUAGAUACAUUGACCAUUUGCUGACUCAGCUGGAAGAGCAGCGCUGGAAUGUGUGGAGGGAGAAGCUGUCUGUGGCUCGUCUACAGCAGGAAGUUGCACGAAGUAAGAGUGACAGAACAAUGCGCGAGAAGCUGAUACAUGAGUUGGAGGAAGAGCGACAUUUGAGACUUGAAAGUGAAAAACAAUUACGAGAAGUGACACUGGAAUCUGAGCGCAACAGGGUUCAAAUGAGAGGACUGCAGCAGCAGUUUUCCAGAAUGGAAGAAACGGUGAGAAAUCUACUGCAACGUCAAGGAUCACCAGAGGCAAACGGCGAAAAACCUGUGUCUGUAAUAAAAGCUUAUCAGGAAACCUUUACUCACGAGAGCAAGAAUCCUAAAACAGUGGUGGAAGACAUUUGCAUGUCAGUAGAUAAAGAUUCAAGGGAUGAAAACAGCAGCGCUGAAGAGGAAAAGGAAAAGACAAAAUUAUUGCUGGAACGGCUGAAGGCUCUGGAGGCAGAGAAUUCCGCACUGGCUAUGGAAAAUGAAAAUCAGAGAGAACAGUAUGAACGUUGCCUUGAUGAAGUAGCCAACCAAGUUGUACAAGCAUUACUUACUCAGAAGGACCUGAGGGAGGAGUGUUUAAAGUUAAAAACAAGAGUUUUUGACCUGGAACAACAGAACCGAACGCUUAGUGUGCUAUUCCAUCAAAGAAUGAAACCAACAUCUGGCUUGCUGCUUCAGAAGCUUCAUUCGCGCAUCUUAGAUCUGUCGUCUGGGGAUUUCCUUUUAGAGGUAGAGAAGAACAGAAGUUUGAUACCGCUGCAAAGUGCUGAUGUUCAGGUUCAUGAAUGUCAGCAGAAUAUCAGAUCUGGAGUACCUGCCUUGAAGUGUCAGAGCCAGUUAAAUGUGACAGGGCCUCACCGAGUUUAUCCUCGAAGCAGCUGCAGCAGCAGUGAGCUCUCUCUGUCAAGUGCCUGCAGUGAAUAUUCCAGUGGCUCCUCCUACACUUGGAAUGAUGGGAAGGCAUGCAGUAAAAGGUCAUCAGUGAACUGGGAUAAAAGAAUAAGCAUUGGUUCUUCGCUCCCCAGCAACCUUUCCAGUCCUGCUGAUGAUCUACCUCCAACUCGCAUCAAGGAAAACCACAUUUUGGAAGGGCUAAAGAAGUUACAGAAACGAAAAAUAUUACUUGAACCGCCUUCUUCUGUUAUAUCCAAAUGGGGAUACAAAGAUUGCAUGGACUCUAAUGAAGGAAUCUACUCCCCUGGCAUUAAGUGCAGCAGUCAUAAAGAAGAGGUACAUUGCACACCAGAGGAAUUGGGGGCCAUUUGCAUUGAGCACCAGAAAAACUUUGUGUAUGAUUCAGAUUCACAUGAGGAUGCAGAUGAUGAGUCUUCAUCUUUAGCAUUGCUGUAUGAAGUACCGAGCAAAGACUGUAGGCACUAUUGUAAUAAAUUAACUCACAGCGUUUCUGACAGCCUAUUUGGUUGGGAGCCUGAUAGAAAGCACUUGCCAGAAAGAGGUUCUUAUUUUAAUUCAAAAGAGAGGCCUGAAAAACUGACUAGUUUUGUCAAUGAAUUUCAGUCAAAAGGAAAAUCUUGCACAAAUGUGAAGCUGCCUGUGUUGCAAAUAGAUAAAAGUCUUGCUAGCAUAAGCUGGAGAGACCUUAAUUUACACCUUUCAGAUACUGAUGACAAUGAAAUCCUGGACGAAUUACAUAUAGAAAGCAGUGAUGAAAAAAGCCCAUCAGAUUUGUCAUUAAUUCCUUUUGUUGACAAGCACACAGAGAAUUCUGAUGUGCGUGUAAAGAAGGAAAAUUGCCAGCAUGUAUCUUCUGAAAAAGAAGCAAGUCAGGUACUCAUUCACUCGGGCAUUAGGCCAGAGGCAUGUAAUUUCAUUAAGCAACAAAAAGUUAUAAAGAAGACUUCUUCAGAAGAAUGCAUUACUGUUAUAUUUGAUGCUGAAGAUGGCAAACCUAUUGAAUUCAGUUCACAUCAAUCUGGAGUUGUCACUGUAACUAGAAAUGAAAUUUCAAUCAACCACUCAUGUACUGGGCCCAAUGCAGAAUACACUGAAUGUUUACCUCAGGGAAUAGUUAAUUUCCAAAAAGCAAUGGAAGCUAAAAACUACAGUAUUUUGCAAGCACCUGAUAAUGAAAUUGAGAGAAAGACUCUCCCAAAUAACUUAGAGAAUGAGCAUGCAGCUGACCCUACUACAUGCAACAGUCAGUCUCCUUUACUCCCCAAAAGACCCAUGUUUCACAACACCCCACAGCAAAAGCUAAUGAAGCCAGUUUGCAGUAUUUUUUCCAAGCCUAGGUCUACAUCUUGUAUGCAGGCAGGUAGUAACCAAAACCAAAAACUGACGAAAAUUCCAAGCAGAGAUAAGUUCUCGCCACAAAAAACUAACAUCACAGUGAAUGAAUAUUCCGCUAGCACCUCUUCACACUGUCCUAUUACACUGGAGAAAUCUGUAAAAUGUUCAAGGUUUAAAAAAGUACAGAGUCCCACUAAGAAUGCUGAUUCAAAAGUAGAUUUGCUUAUUUCAAGGGCGCACCCUCUGCAAAAUUCUAAAAUGCUUGACAGAACAGAUUGGCCCAAGAAUCAGGUCCCAGAAUCAACUUCAUUGCCUCAACAUCUUAUAGAGUCAAUUGACUGUGAAGAACCACCAACUAGAGAUAUCCAUUGUGAUUUGCCUACUGUAGAAGCCAGAUCUCCAUCACCACCACCUCCUCCAGGCAGGUCAACGUCACUAUUGAUAAGACCAAACUAUGAACAUUCACCACCUAUACCCAAUAAGCCAGGAGCAAGCAUUCCCAGUGAGACAGUAAAAAGUCCAGUCAUGUCACCACUGAAAACAGCCUCAAUGUCCAUUUUUCAUAAUGUGCAUAGAAUGCCAACUAACAAGCUCCCUUCAACACCUAAAGUCAAAUUAAAUCAAUUUAAUGAGAAAGGAGAGAUGUUUACACAAAGCAAAUGCAUAUCAGAGCAACCCUCCGCAAUGUGCCAAGUCAUUCCCAAAGUGUUUACAAAGAAAGUUCCUCCUAAAACCUCAAACCAAUCAGUAUCCUGCAAUAAUAUAGAACACAGUUCUAAGGAUGUGUCCCCAGACUGCACGUCACAAGAUACAGAUCUAAUGCAAAUUGGACUACUGCCUAAGGACACUGAAGUACCUCAGAAACAUAAAUUUCCAAACAGAUUCUCCACAUCACCAGAUUGUCAGCCAGCAGUGAUUGGGAAACCUUUUCUGCCUCAGAUUAAUCACUCCCCAUUAUCACUGUUGUCUCAGGGAAGUGAUGCUGGAAAUAUACCAGAAAAGAGUCUUAAACCACAUCUGCCUGUAGGACUUAAAUUACUCAUAAAAUCUCCUCAGCUCCUCAGAAAAAGUUCCACCAUACCAGGGAAGCAGGAAAAAGACAGUAUGAAUGCAGCCUCCAAAAGCUGUGUGAAUUCAUGCAAACAGAGGCAGGGUGAAUCUUUAGCUCAAACCACCAUAGAUGUAGCUGACACUGAAUUAAGGAGUGUUGAAAAUGGAAUAAAAGAAAAUUUUGCUGGGGAUCUUGGUAUGAAUCCAGCUUCCUCUGUUUCACCUGAGACUUACUGCUUAAUAGAACGAGGAGAUGGGUUGGACAACAGGUUAGUUAAGAGAUCCAUUUCUUCUAGUAGUAAGGCAUACUUGAAGCCUGCUCUUGGUAUGAAUGGAGCAAAGGCCCGAAGUCAGAGUUUCAGUAUUCACACAGGGGAAAAGUCACCUAUACCUUCCACAGAAGCUUUAGGAAAAGUUCGGACCCAGAUCAUAACAAACACAUCUGAAAGAGGGAAUUCUUUAACGAGGCAGAACUCAGCGGUGGAAGGAUUACAAAUCAGAGCUGUUCCUGGUUCAGCAGUGAUGUCAGAUAUGGUUUCAUACACGACAAAAGUUCCAGAAACUUCUUAUUCUAGACAGGGUUCUUCUGCAAGCAUGAGUAGUUCCAGCAGUCAAGUUGGUAGCCCAAGCAAACUACCAUUCCAUAUGUCUCCAAAGGGGGAUUUAUUCUGCAGCAUUUCAAAAACUGAGGACAACAAAUCACCAUCUCAGAGAGAUGUCCAAAGUAAAUCUUUCCAUGAUGAAAAAGCCAGCGAAAUUUCCAAACAUCAACCAGUAAGCAAAAAAAGUGUUACACAAGCAGAAAUGGCAUUGGAGUCAUCAACUAGUAUUUCAUCAGAACAAAUUUUGCCACUUCAGAAAAAUCUGGACAGCACACAAUCUCCUCAUAAACACGAAGCAGGCAAGGUAGUAUUGCAAGAAGCCUGUAUAAAGGCAUCUGAAGCCUUGGAGAAGGUUUCAGCUUCAUCUGUUUUACAGCCCACGAUAGAAGAAAAAGUCAUGUUGUGCAUCCAGGAAAAUAUGCAGAAGGAACAAGGGCAGAGCAAAUGCCCUACCACUGAGACUAAACAAAAGAGUGGAGGGCCUUCUAUUGCUAGCUGGUUUGGUUUUCGAAAGAGUAAGCUCCCAGCCUUGAGUGGUAGAAAAGCUGAUGUUUCUAAAGUAAAAAUAGAAAAGAAAGAGCCGAAGGGUUUAGCUUUUGGAAGCAAGCAAACAAAAUCGGAAAAAAGAAGAGACAAAAAGAAGAUUGAACAGCACUGUGAAGCAGAAAACGAGAUAAAUAAGAAAACUCUGAAUUGUGGUAUUUUAGACAGUGUUCCGAAAGGGGAAAAAAUGACAAAAGCCACACACAAUAACCUCAGCCAAACUGGGUGCGAACAAAAGAACAGCUCUGCCACCACACACUCAGAAAAAGACAGCUUUAUGAAAGAGCUUUUACACAGAGUUGAUAAGAAAGCAGCCCAGCCGACAGAAAGUGGAUCACAUAAUGUUUCCUACAGGAGCGUGUCGAAGGGUGGCUCCCAGGACUCUUUUCCCAACAACUCUGUCGGCACUCAAGGAAACCAGAAGAAAACCAGCAAAACAAAGGCUGAUAUGGAAAUACCAAAUGAUGCAGUGAUCAAAGUGGUAACAGAAAACUUCCAAGAAGAUGACGAGAAUGCCAUCGCUGACUCAACUUGUCAAAGCCACUUAAUAGAAUCCUGCUGCCAAAUGAGGACACUGGACAGUGGGAUAGGAACCUUCCCUCUCCCAGACUCAGGAAACCGCUCGACUGGACGACACGUUUCUAAACAAGAACUGGAUUUAGAAGCUGACGUUUUCAUAUCACCUGCGCAAGCUUUCCCUCCAGCUUCUUCUGAAAAAGCCAAAACCCUUGAGCGAGAAGUGCCUUCAACAGCUAAUAAGGACCAGGGAUCUGUGGAGAGCAUAAUAACUCACUCAACAUCAGAUCCUGCCAUGACUGCUAAGGGUGUACAGACUUUUCAGAGUCGCCUUCCAAAGCCAGCUUCUGCAGGAAUAACGAGCCCUGUGAAAAAAAAAGGACAAGAAGAGAAUUCACUGACUUCUGUAUCAUUAAAGCAUUCAGAAAAAGAAAAAUGUGGCAACAAGAUGUUUCCGGAUUGGAGCAGCAAAAAAGCUAUUAAAGCCAAGGACAGGGCGCUGAGAGUGUGCACUUACUCUGCUAGCAGUAGCAGUGAUACCGAAACAGAGCUGGAGUACGAAACAAGCGAUUUUGGAACCGGAGGGGAAAAGUUGGUAGAUUUAAUGAAAAACAACAAGCAAGCUGAGCAAGAAGAAAAUAGUGUGAGAAAGUCCUUUAUGGGGAGGCCCAUGUCUAUCUUGGAUAUAUACCAGCACAGUCUCUGUGGCCAUUAUGGAGAGGAUGGACCUGAACAAUUAGCACAUUACAGUUUUAUUGAGCAGCUGAAUGGAACUUCCACUAAAGAUGGCAAGAGCAAAAAGAUCCCUAGUGUGAGUUUUCUCGCUUUCUUUGAUGCUAUUACCUCUCUUCUUUCUUGAGGGAUAUGUCUGGUUUGCUUUCUUUUUCUGCACGCAUCAUUACUAUUUAUUGAUGUCCAGAUUGAAAAUGUCACAUGGACUGCAGGGAAGAGUAAAAGGAACUUUUAAGUAUUUUCUUUCCUUGAGGCAAGUUACAUAUAUAUAUGUGGCAGCGACUUUCGUAGCAACAUCCUGCGAAUGCCGAACAUUAAAGAUCGGCUGGCGUUCAGUGUUGUCAGUUUUUACAAGCGGAAAUUUGGAAGGUUGCUUAUAGCUGCUUUGAGCCAUUUUGCAAUAAACCACAGUGCAUCAAAUAAUGCACUAUAACUAUAAACAGCGCUGCUCUUUAAAAUAUAUGCAGAGUGAGAGAACGUGUGUGCACAACUGAAACCCCCAUUAAGAUCCAGAGUCACUUGGUUUAUUUUCUAAAACAACGAACAGAUUACAGAAAUGCAGUUACAUAUAGCUAAGGUUUUAAGAUGAGUUUA